UUCUUGCAAUUACCUGUUCCACCAGAACUGAUGCGAGCGCGACUUGGCGAGCACAUGCCACGUUGGGAGAAGAGCCAGAAAAACUGAAGUACAACUGAAUCCACAGCCGCGGGAAAGCAGCAGCCAGAUUCGCGGGAACAAUUUAAUUUAAUCCACCUUCACACACACACACAAGAAAACCCAACUCAUCCAAGUGGGGUUUUUUUUUGCUUAUUUUUUCUUUCCCCCCCAACAAAUAAUAAACCACUGCCGACAGAGGAUCUGCGAGACGGCCAAGGAUGCACUUGUUGUCCGCCAGCUGCGUGUGCGCCCUCCUCACCAUCACCAUCACCACCACCGCGCUGCUCCGCCAAGUUGCCGGUUUGGAGACUGUGAGCGGCCUGUAUGGGGAAACGCUGGAGAUCCCGUGCCACAAUGGAGCCACAAAGGAAGAAGACAUUCUCAUCACUAAAUGGAAAUAUGACAAAGGAGAGGGAAUUCCAGGAGACCUGCUGGUCAAGCAGAAAAACAAGAACGCUGUAAUCAUGGCCACUGAUGAAUACAAAGACCGUGUAAGCAUGGCGGCUAACUCCAGCCUGCUGCUGUCUGCCGCCAAGUUGACUGACCAGCGGACGUUCACCUGCAUGGUGGUGGCUCGCGAAGACAUCAUGGAGUACCCCAUUAAUGUGAUGAUCUACAAGUCGCCGGAAGGCCUGGAGAUUUCUGACCAAGCAGAGGCGCUGGAGAUUGGCAAACUUACCAAGCUCGGAACAUGUGUCGCAAAAGAUGCCAGCCCAGCUGCAAACAUCACAUGGCUGAAGAACAAUAAACCUCUGGUGGCCGAUGGCGAAGGGAUUUCUAUUCGAACCUCGGUGCUGCUCGACCCUGUUACCGGCCUCUCAACCACGGCCUCCACACUGGAGUAUUCUGCCAAGAAAGAAGACACAGAUGCACAGUUCACCUGCAGCACUCAGCCCACCGUGGGCUCAGAGCUCGUGUCCUCUCCGGUGACCUUAACUGUCACUUACUCCACAGAGAACAUUGUCCUUCAGGUCAUUGCUCAGGACCCUCUUGAAGAAGGAGACAACGUGACUCUGAAGUGUGUUGCAGAUGGAAAUCCAGCUCCCACCAACUUUAACUUUCACCUUCAGGGAGAAAUGGUGAAAGUGGAAGACUCAAACACCUACACCAUCAGAAAUGUGUCUCGUGAAACCAGCGGUGAAUACAAAUGCUCUUUAAUUGACGAUCCCUCAAUGGAAGCCUCCAAGGACAUAACAGUCAACUACCUAGACAUCAAUUUAAGCCCCUCUGGGAACAUCGUUGAGCAUGUUGGCGAGGCCCUGGAUCUAACUCUCAAGAUUGAUUCUUCCGGAGAAUCAAAGGUCUUCUGGACAAAGGAUAACAUUAUGCUGGACAAGGAGCCGGAGUUUGCUGCGCUCACUUACUCGGACUCCGGUAGCUACGAGUGCGAGGUGACGAUGGGGCUCCUCAGCCGAAAAGCUUCUUUUGACCUGAUUGUGGAAGGUGCUCCGGUUAUCAAGCAGCUUUCCAAGCAGCUCAGUGAAGACGCCCAACAUAAAGUCCUAAUUUGCGAGGCUGAAGGGUCCCCGAAGCCGGCUGUUUCCUGGAGCAUCAACGGCACCUUGCUUGAUGAGAGUCCCUUCAUCAAUGGAAAAAUCACACACAAGAUCAAGGUCGUGCCCUCCGCAAAUCUAACCGUCUCUUGUACAGUGUCCAAUGAGUUUGGCAUUGAUACCAGAGCCAUAAAUGUGUCAUCUUUAAAUGGGGAGGUGAGAAUGGAUAAACAAGAUCAAUUGGAUGACAGUGACCAAACCAAGUUGGUGGUUGGAGUUGUAGUCGGGCUCCUCAUCGCCACUUUGGUUAUAGGUCUGGCCUACUGGGUUUACAUGAAGAAGUCAAAGCAGGGAAGCUGGAAGACCGGCGAAAAGGAAAACGGAUCCUCUGAGGAAGAGAAAAAACUGGAGGAGAAAGUGGAGGAGAACAGCCAAAAAGCUGAGGUGUAAAGAAACUGCAACCAUUCUUGAAAUGGGGAAGUGAAAGUGAGAACAGAACUUUUGCACAUUUCUCUUCACCUCUGUCUUUGGGGAAAAAAGUGUACAUUGGGAUGAAGACAGUUUGGAUUUGGUUUCAGGGAGAAUUUUACUAAAAUGCAUAUCCAAACAUCCACCCCGAGCCCAUCAACCCCUCACCCGCCAUUCCUAAAAAAAAAAAGAAAAAAGAAUGGAUACUGUAUGCGAUAUACAUAACUUGUCUGCACUACUGAUACCUGUGUAAACUUGUCUACUAUUAGGAUUCAUGUUUGUUAGAAUGGAAAUUGGGAAACUGAGAAAAUGCAAAUCUUUGGUUUUGUUAGUCGAUGCAAGUAAAAUUACUACUAGACCAGUUGCCUUCGCUGUAAGGAUGUGUAGGCCUGCAUUAGUCUGUGUUUGACUCUUUGUCCCUUGAACUGGGACAAGAGGAUGAUUAUUGCUUCUUAGAAUCAUGCCAUGACAGUCAAACAACCUCUGCCUUCAACAUCAAAAUCUGUUUAUUGGUGCAUAUAAUUCAGUUUGUUCAUUCAAAAAAGUUGAAAAUGAAAGGAAAUCCCUGAAAGGGCUAAGGGUAUUUUGUUAUACUCAGCAUUAGUUAUAGCUGGUAAUAUGAUUUUCAUGUGGAAUUGCAAGAAGUAGGUGAGUUCUUUGGUGUUACAUGAUUUUUUUUGUUGUUUUUGUUCUUCGAUUGUAACAAGGAGAGAAAAUGACAGCUCAUUUUUCCUUUUUUAUCUUUCAAAUGUACUGCACAUUUGACAUAACCACUGUACAACACAAGCAGGUAGAUUAUUGGGAGAAUGUACAGCACAAUACAACUCAUUUCUCUGGCUUUAAUUUGACUGCACACAUUCUGCAUUGAAAGCCAUUUUUAUUAUUUUUACGCUUCUCCCAAGGAAAUGUCCUUGAGCCUCUAGUAACGAAAGGAUAUUUUUAGUUUUUAUCUGUCAGGACUGUAAAGUUUGUGCUCCAUCAGUGUUGGAAGUAUGAUUGUUUAUUAUGUAGCUAAAAGGCAUAAUUUUGUAAUUGAGGACACAGAGUGAACAGGAUGUUUGUGUCAAAGUAGCCUUUAUAUGAUAUGUUUGCCUUCUUUUGAAAAUCUACCUGUAACUGCUUCAGUUUGUGAUGUGCACUAGGGUUCAUGUUUCAUGUCAAAAUUUGUGUAGAAUACGAUGAAUACGUGCAGCUGUACAUGUCACGAUCUUGGUCCUUUCAGAGCAUUUACUAAAUUUGAAAAAUGUAUCAAGACCAGGAUGUAGUUGUGAAGUAUGUGAUUUUAAUUUUCUUUUUUGCUAUUUAUACUGUGCAAGAUUAAAUAUCCUGGUAGGCAAAUUCAAUAACUGUCACAUAAUUCAUAUCUUGGAUUUAAGCCGCUGAUAAAUUGCUUGCAGAUUUUCCCGAAAAUGUAAUUAAGUUCUGAGUCAUCAGUAGUUUGCUCAGCGUCUGGUUGAAUAAUAUAUUCGGCAUGUAAUAAUCUCAGACCUCCAAGCUGCUGUUUGUUGCCUACCUUGUGUAAAACCAUCAAAUUGGAAGAAUGACCAAAGAAAGUGAACAUUGCCAUGCAAGUAUUGUAAAUAUCUGAUGUUUGUUUUUGUACUUUUGUUUAAAAUAAAGUGUACAUUUGGAAAAGUUA
Messenger RNA from Amphiprion ocellaris (clown anemonefish), 3660 nucleotides. RefSeq names its product CD166 antigen homolog. Gene Ontology annotation, biological process: cell adhesion. Gene Ontology annotation, cellular component: plasma membrane. The record is from RefSeq and is a predicted model, not a curated record. Bases 279 to 2003 code for a protein of 574 amino acids. The transcript has 16 exons. NCBI's taxonomy places the organism in Eukaryota, Metazoa, Chordata, Actinopteri, Pomacentridae.